Molecule: messenger RNA, 629 nt
Organism: Zerene cesonia (dogface butterfly)
Lineage: Eukaryota; Metazoa; Arthropoda; Insecta; Lepidoptera; Pieridae
Product: glutathione S-transferase-like
Exons: 4
Coding region: 18-629 (203 amino acids)
Biological process (GO): glutathione metabolic process
Molecular function (GO): glutathione transferase activity
Source: RefSeq, a predicted model, not a curated record
AAGUGUAAGUGUGAAAAAUGGCGCGAAAACUACACUAUUUCAAUUUCAACGGCCUCGCUGAGCCAAUCAGAUAUAUGCUGCAUUAUGCUGGCCACAAGUUUGAGGACGUCCAAUAUGAGUUUAAGAAAUGGCCCAUCCAGAGCAUUAAGGACUCUCUGCCUUAUGGUCAGUUCCCUCUAUACGAAGAAAAUGGCAAGUCACUGAACCAAUCGCUGGCCAUCGCGAGAUACGUGGCCAGCCAGAGCAACCUCCUCCCAGCGGAUGCGUGGGACCAGGCAGAACUUGACGCUAUUGUUUUUAACAUUUAUGACUUCUGGUCAAAGGUCCUCGCUUACAUCAAAGAGAGUGAUCCUGCUAAAAAAGAAGCAAUUAAGAAGGAACUUCUAGAAGAAACAGUAAACUUCUACUUUUCCAGAUUCGAAAAAGAAUUGAAAAAGAACAAUGGACAUUUCAGCAAAAAGUUAAGCUGGGCCGACUUCAUCCUACUUGGUAUCAUCGAAGCAAGCAACUUAUUCCUGGGUUCAGAAAUCCACACAAAAUACCCCACGAUUGUGAACCUCGUUAACAAACUACGAGCACUGCCCGGUGUCAAGGACUAUAUUGCAAAGAGAGCUCCAUACAACCUUUAA